Messenger RNA from Benincasa hispida (wax gourd), 1301 nucleotides. RefSeq names its product Heavy metal transport/detoxification superfamily protein. Gene Ontology annotation, molecular function: metal ion binding. The record is from RefSeq and is a predicted model, not a curated record. Lineage: Eukaryota; Viridiplantae; Streptophyta; Magnoliopsida; Cucurbitales; Cucurbitaceae.
CAAAUUAUUUUCACUCUCUUCUUUCAAAGGCAUCAAAGGCAUCUCCAUUCAUUCAUUCAAAGAAAAUGCUUGAAUUACCCUCAAAAGCAUCUAAUCCUCCACGAUCUCUCUCUCACUCUCAUUCUCACUCUCUCUCAACAGACCUCAAAGCUUCAGUGUCUUUAAUGGCAGAACCAGAAGGCAAGCCAGAGCCUAAAGAAGUUGAAGAAAACCCCGAGCCUCCUCUCAUUUACAAGACGUGGAUUUUGAAAGUCUCCAUUCACUGCGAAGCUUGCAAGAGGAAAGUUAAACGAGUUCUCAAGGACGUUGAAGGAGUCUAUGAAACGGAUAUCGAUUUAAAGCAACAGAAAGUUGUUGUGAAAGGUAACGUCGAAUCAGAAACUUUGAUAAAGAAAUUGUUGAAGACAGGGAAGCACGCGGAGCUAUGGCCGGAAAAAGGAAAAAGUAAAGGAAAAUCGAAGAAGAAAGAGAAAAAUAGCGAUUCCGAAAGCUCCGACGAAAGCAGCGGCCAUGAAGACGAAAAAGAGAAGGUGAAAUUCGAAGUACAAGAUCCGACGAAAAAUGGAGACCCGGCUGGGAAGAUAAUCGGCGGCAGCGGCGACAGUCAAGCAAAACAGCCUGGUACUGCACCAGCCGGUGAUGGCCAGACCAGCGGCGGUGGAGGUAAAAAAAAGAAGAAGAAAAAGAAGAAGAAGAGCGGCGGCGGUGGCGGCGGCAAUGCCAGCGUUGAAGCUCCCGGUGGUCAUCCAGCAAACGGAGUACCACCAGCCGGUGCAGAUCCGGGUCAUCUAGAACCCGGUCCACAACCUGCACCCGGCCCGCUUCCAAUUAUAGCCAAUGAAAGCCCUCCACGUCACUUUGUGACUCAAUACGCACCGCAUUACAUUGCGCACCCAGUUUAUUCGGUGCGGUACAGUACAGCAUACGCAACGUGUUCUCAGCCACAGCGCGAAUCAUAUUAUGCCACGCCGCAGCAAUAUUCUUAUGCGUACGUGCAUCCAGGUGUACGACCUCAGCUUGAUUCUCCACCGUCCGAUUUUGAGCCAUAUUCAUCACAUCCGUCUGAUUCUCUCGAGAUAUUCAGUGAUGAAAAUCCGAAUGGCUGCUCAAUUGUGUGAGGGGUUUUUUAAAUUUUUGCUCCGAAAUUACCAUAUUGGACACCGUAAAUGCAAAAUGUUGAACUAUUGUAGGAGUAUGUAGAGGGGUACUUGUGUAAUGUACAGGUGGCUUCUGUUUUGAACACAUUUUGUUUGGCUACAUCUCGAAUUGGUUAAAUUAGAGCAAUACUUGGUGAAUCUAAA